Xiphophorus couchianus (Monterrey platyfish) is the source of this 1613-nucleotide messenger RNA. RefSeq names its product cingulin-like. The coding region runs from base 1 to 1266 and encodes 421 amino acids. The transcript has a single exon. The record is from RefSeq and is a predicted model, not a curated record. Lineage: Eukaryota; Metazoa; Chordata; Actinopteri; Cyprinodontiformes; Poeciliidae.
AUGUCCAUUGUAAAACAGUCUCUGAUUGAAGGAAAUGAGGAGCUGAACAUGCAAGUUCUGAACAUAGAACAAGCUACAUUUGAAAAAGACAAGCUGCUUCGAGACAAAGAUGAGGAAUUAAACAAACUGUUGCACAUAAACAGAACCUUAAAGGAGAACAACACCACCCUGGAGCAGAAUACCACUGCCUUGGAGAACAAAAGCACCUCCCUGAAGCAGAGAAUCAAUGCCCUGGAAAAGGACAAAAAUACCCUGGAGCAGGAAAAAACUGCCCUAGGGCAGAAAAGCACCGCUCUUCAGCAGAGAAUCAAUGCCCUGGAGAAGGAAAAAAAUACCCUGGAGCAGGAGAAAACUGCCCUAGGGCAGAAAAGCACCGCUCUUCAGCAGAGAAACAAUGCCCUGGAGAAGGAAAAAAAUACCCUGGAGCAGGAGAAAACUGCCCUAGGGCAGAAAAGCACCGCUCUUCAGCAGAGAAUCAAUGCCCUGGAGAAGGAAAAAGAUACCCUGGAGCAGGAGAAAACUGCCCUAGGGCAGAAAAGCACCGCUCUUCAGCAGAGAAACAAUGUCCUGGAGAAGGAAAAAGAUACCCUGGAGCAGGAGAAAACUGCCCUAGGGCAGAAAAGCACCGCUCUUCAGCAGAGAAACAAUGUCCUGGAGAAGGAAAAAAAUACCCUGGAGCAGGAAAAAACUGCCCUAGGGCAGAAAAGCACCGCUCUGGAACAGAGAAUCAACACCCUGGAGAAAGAAAAAAGUACCCUGGAGAAGGAAAAAACUGCUCUAGGGAAUAAAAACACCACUCUGAAACAUAUAAACCAUGCCCUGGAAAGGGAAAGAAAUACCCUGGAGCUGGAAAACACCAUUUUCGACGAGAUAAACACCGUCUUGGAGCAGAAAAGAGCCUCCUUGGAGGAGAACAGCAUCUUCUUGGAACAGAUAAACACCGCCCUGACGCUGAACAGCACCACUCUGGAGCAGAAAUGUACUCUCUUGGAGAAUAUAAACACUGCCUUGGAGCAGCAAAACGAGAUCCUGGAGCAGAAAAAUACUGACUUGAAGAAUAUGAACACCGACCUGCAGCUUAAACUGGAGCAGCUGAACCAGCAGCCACCUGAACAGAAAACCAGUGAAAACAUCCAAUCAGUUUCAGAUCAGCCACAGAAGCAGCUGCCUAUAUUCAGACGUGUCAUCAGUGGCGUCUCCAAUACAUUCCUGAAAAUGUACCAAACAGGUACUCUCAGGUACUGGAUUGACACUUGGUACUUCUAAAUAAAGAAGUGUGAUGAGGGCUCCAAGCUUCAUGCUUGAGUAUCUGUGGCAGAAAGGCUAGAGGACAACAGAACUGCCGUGUCAGGGGAGCUUGACACUUGUGGACUUAUGGCGGAAAAGCUUAACGCUUGAAAGAUGUUGACAGGAGAGCUUGAGGCCCGCAGGACUGCGGUGCCAUGGGAACUUGAGGCCAUCGAACACAGGUCUCCUUCGUCACCAGACAAUUCCUUUGUCGCCUGGUCAUCAGACCCUUAUUUAUCUUAUGAACUCUAGUUUUGCUUUUAUUUUAGUUAGGCGUCAGAUGAGGAGCUUGGGGUCAGCAGACCCCAAGCUCCACCUGGCCUGCC